Messenger RNA from Periconia digitata, 792 nucleotides. The record is from the annotation of a GenBank genome assembly. Lineage: Eukaryota; Fungi; Ascomycota; Dothideomycetes; Pleosporales; Periconiaceae.
AGGUCCUCAAGUCGCAACAUCUAUCACAACAUGGCCGCAAUAUAUAAACCCACCCAAGCCAUCCAGCUACUCCGCUCUACCGCUCCGCGCUCGCUUCCCAUUCCGAGUCAGAAAGCUGCUGCUGCGCGCGCCGCCUUCUCCGCAUCCCGCAGUGCGCAAGCUACCCACAAUAGCAGCUCUUCGAAUAACACCUCGGCCAACGAUAUCCUGUCUGCCCACCCCGCCAUACCAACGAGACGUAGAGUCACCGUGACGAAUGACACUGGAGCCGUACCCUGGGGCCAACUUUCCCCCGGCGAAAAAGCAUCGCGGACCGUCCAGCAAUCGUUCAACUUGGGCGUAGUACUCGUGGGAAUAGUCUUCACUGGCGCAGUAGGCUACAUCAUCUUUUCCGACUUCAUAUCGCCAAACUCAAAAACCGCACACUUCAACCGCGCCACCACGCUGAUCCGCGAGCAUCCCGAAUGCCAGAAGCUGCUGGGUCCCAGAUCCGAAAUUUCGGCGCACGGCGAGAGCUCCUGGUCGCGCUAUGCCAAGAACAAGUUUAUACACAGCACUGAGGAGAAAGAUCAAUGGGGCACUGAACAUAUGAGGUUCAAGUUCUUCGUCGAGGGUCCUUUGAAUCAGGGAACUGUACAUUGCCAUCUGACCAAGAGACCAAGCCAAGAUUCGUGGGAGUGGUGCGAGUUGGCGGUCAAUAUCAAGGGUCAGAAAACGGUAUGGGUUGAGCGCGCAGAUGGGAAGGCGGGGUCUAAAGUUGCGCCUAAGAUCUUCGGAGCGCGGUGGUGGUGA